Messenger RNA from Eutrema salsugineum, 1173 nucleotides. RefSeq lists its product as uncharacterized. The record is from RefSeq and is a predicted model, not a curated record. The transcript has 5 exons. Lineage: Eukaryota; Viridiplantae; Streptophyta; Magnoliopsida; Brassicales; Brassicaceae. Bases 1 to 1173 code for a protein of 390 amino acids.
AUGGAAAACGAAACUCUAAAUGUCUCCUCAGUUGAUCAGACUACCACUGUUGGGACUGAACAGAUCCAGUUUGGGACUUUCCCACCAGUGAAUGUGGUUAUUCCACCUCCGAUCUCUGCUAUGUCCAAACUGCGGUUACUGGACAGAUACAUUCAGUGUCGUCUUGCUGAUGCACUAUUCAAGGUGUAUAGCAAUGUUGAGACGUCUAAAGAACUAUGGGAUUCUCUAGACAAAAAGUAUCGCACGGAAGAUGCUGGAUCUCAGAAAUACGCUGUGGCAAAAUUUCUAAAUUACAAAAUGGUGGAUUCCAGACCAAUAAUGGAUCAAGUGGGAAAGGUCGCAUGCAUCAUUGAGAAGCUUCCACCUCAUUGGACGGUCUUCAAAAACUAUCUGAAGCUGAAGAAGAAGUGGAUGAGUCUAGAAGAGCUAACCAUGAAGCUCCAUAUGGAGUCAACAAACCGAAAGAACCUCGGAACAGGCCACAAAUCCUUUGAGUGCCGCAGCAAAAAGGCUCCAAAGAAACAUGAAGCUAAUCUCGCCUAUCCAGACAUGUGUGCGAUGAUCACUGAAGCAAAUGUUGCUAAAAGCCAUCCCAAGGCUUGGUGGUUCGAUACUGGUGCAACCAGGCACAUUUGCUUGGACAGGUCAAUGUUCUCUGCCUACACCAAGAACAAGAGUUAUGAGAAGCUAUUUAUGGGAAACUCUGUGACAUCAAAGAUUGAAGGUUAUGGGAAAGUUGUUCUGAAGCUUACCUCUGUACGUGAGCUCACCCUAACACAUGUGGUCCAUGUGUCGGACAUGCGCAAGAAUUUGAUCUCUGGAUCUCUCAUGAGUAAGCAUGGAUUUACCAAUAAGUUAGAGGCGGAUAAGCUGGUGCUAUCCAAGAAUGGGAUGUAUAUGGGGAAAAGAUACACCAAAAGUUAUGGGUUGCACUACGGUAAAGAAGCAGCAGUCUUAGAAGGCUAUAGUGAUGCCAACUGUGUUUCAGAUUCUAAGAAUUCGAAAUCAACAAGUGCAUAUGUCUUUAAACUUGGUGGUGCAGCAGUAUCCUGGAAAUCUUCCAAACAGACUCUGUUGGCCAGAUCAACCAUGGAAUCUGAGUUUAUAGUACGAGACAAAGCCGCAGAGGAAGCAGAGCGGCUUCAGAAUUUUUUGGAAGAUAUCCCGCUGUGA